AUGAACCCGACCCAGACGCUUUACUCGACCGGCGGGAGCUCACCGGCAUCGGCAUCUCCGGUGAAGCACCCGUCGUCUCUCUUUCCUCAGAUCAGCAGAUGUCGAACUAUGCGAGACCUCUCCCAAAUCCAUGCCAUAUUCGUCAAAUCUGGUCAAAUGCGAGACACUCUCGCAGCCGCAGAGAUCCUCCGUUUCUGUGCAACCUCCGAUCUCCUUCACCGCGAUCUCGACUAUGCCCAUAAGAUCUUUAAUCAGAUGCCUCAAAGGAAUUGCUUCUCUUGGAAUACCAUAAUCAGGGGUUUCAGUGAGGGAGACGAACACAAAGCGGUAAUCGCAAUCACAUUAUUCUGCGAGAUGAUGAGCGAUGAGUUUGUGGAGCCGAACCGGUUCACGUUUCCGUCUGUGCUAAAGGCGUGCGCAAAAACAGGGAGGAUUGAACAAGGUAAGCAAAUUCACGGGUUGGCUUUGAAGCUUGGAUUGGGUGGUGACGAAUUCGUGAUGAGCAAUCUCGUUAGAAUGUAUGUGAUGUGUGGUUUGAUGAAGGAUGCUUGCGUAUUGUUCUAUAAGAGCAUUAUAGAACGAGAUAUGGUGAUGGAUAGAAGAAAGAGAGAUGGUGAAGUGGUCUUAUGGAAUGUGAUGAUUGAUGGUUAUAUGAGACUUGGAGAUUGUAAAGCUGCAAGAGUGUUGUUUGAUAAAAUGCGUCAGAGAAGUGUUGUCUCGUGGAACACGAUGAUAUCCGGUUAUUCACAGAACGGUUUGUUUAAGGAUGCAGUAGAGCUUUUCUGUGAGAUGAGGGAAGGAGAUUUACACCCCAAUUAUGUUACUUUGGUUAGUGUUCUUCCUGCGAUUUCACGGCUUGGGUUGCUAGAACUAGGAGAAUGGUUGCAUAUGUAUGCAACCAAUAGCAGGAUUGGGAUUGAUGAUGUGCUUGGCUCUGCUUUAAUUGACAUGUACUCCAAAUGUGGACUCAUCGAGAAAGCAAUUCAGGUGUUUGAGAAAUUACCUCGAGAGAAUGUGAUUACCUGGAGUGCUAUGAUUAACGGGUUUGCUAUACACGGCCAGGCAGGUGAUGCCAUUAACUGCUUCUGUAAAAUGAGGCAGGCCGGAGUUCGUCCUAGUGACGUUGCCUACAUCAAUCUCUUGACCGCUUGUAGCCAUGCUGGAUUGGUAAAAGAAGGAAGGACGUAUUUCAGUCAAAUGGUGAAUGUGGAUGGUUUGGAGCCUAGGAUCGAACACUACGGGUGUAUGGUCGAUCUAUUGGGUCGCUCGGGUCUUCUUGAAGAGGCGGAGGAGCUAAUACUUAAUAUGCCUAUAAAACCAGAUGACGUGGUAUGGAAAGCUCUUUUAGGUGCUUGCAGGAUGCACAGGAAUGUGGAGAUGGGCAAGCGAGUGGCCAACAUUUUGAUGGAUAUGGUUCCUAAUGACAGUGGAGCUUACGUCGCCCUCUCAAACCUGUAUGCUUCUCAAGGAAACUGGGCAGAGGUUUCAGAGAUGAGGCUGAGAAUGAAGAAGAUGGAUAUAAGAAAAGAUCCUGGGUGUAGUUGGAUCGACAUUGAUGGUGUGCUUCAUGAAUUUCUUGUGGAAGAUGAUUCUCACCCGAGAGCCAAAGAAAUCAAGUCAAUGCUUGUAGAAAUCUCAGAUAAACUGAGAGUAGCUGGGUAUAGACCGAUCACCACACAGGUUUUGUUGAAAUUGGAGGAAGAAGAUAAAGAAAACGCACUUCAUUACCACAGCGAGAAGAUCGCUGUUGCGUUUGGGUUAAUAAGCACGAGCCCAAACAAAUCUAUACGCAUUGUUAAGAACCUACGCAUCUGUGAGGAUUGUCAUUCGUCGAUCAAACUCAUCUCCAAGGUUUACAAGAGAAAGAUAACGGUAAGGGACCGGAAACGCUUUCACCAUUUCGAAGAUGGCUCAUGCUCCUGCAUGGAUUAUUGGUGA
This is a messenger RNA of Arabis nemorensis, 1938 nucleotides long. Lineage: Eukaryota; Viridiplantae; Streptophyta; Magnoliopsida; Brassicales; Brassicaceae. The record is from the annotation of a GenBank genome assembly.